CUCUCCCCUCCUAGUCUUCCAGUUUCCCGGCGUGCUUCGGGCCCGCCAAAUGGGAGGGGGAGACGCAAGAUGGCGGCAGCCGCGAACUCCGGCUCUAGCCUCCCGCUGUUCGACUGCCCGACCUGGGCAGGUAAGCCUCCACCCGGUUUACAUCUGGAUGUAGUCAAAGGAGACAAACUAAUUGAGAAACUGAUUAUUGAUGAGAAGAAGUAUUACUUAUUUGGGAGAAACCCUGAUCUGUGUGACUUUACCAUUGACCACCAGUCUUGCUCUCGGGUCCACGCUGCCUUGGUCUACCACAAGCAUCUGAAGAGAGUGUUCCUAAUAGAUCUCAACAGUACACACGGCACUUUCUUGGGUCACAUUCGAUUGGAACCUCACAAGCCUCAGCAAAUUCCCAUCGAUUCCACAGUGUCAUUUGGUGCGUCCACAAGGGCAUACACUCUACGUGAGAAGCCUCAGACCUUGCCAUCGGCCGUGAAAGGAGAUGAGAAGAUGGGUGGAGAGGAUGAUGAACUCAAGGGCUUGCUGGGGCUUCCAGAGGAGGAGACCGAGCUUGAUAACCUGACAGAGUUCAACACUGCCCACAACAAGCGGAUUUCUACUCUCACCAUUGAGGAAGGGAAUCUGGAUAUUCAGAGGCCAAAGAGGAAAAGGAAGAACUCACGGGUGACUUUCAGUGAGGAUGAUGAGAUCAUCAACCCAGAGGAUGUGGAUCCCUCAGUUGGUCGCUUCCGGAACAUGGUACAAACUGCUGUGGUCCCGGUCAAGAAGAAGCGGAUGGAAGGCCCUGGCUCCCUGGGCUUAGAGGAAUCAGGAAGCAGGCGCCUGCAGAACUUUGCGUUCAGCGGAGGACUCUACGGGGGCUUGCCCCCCACACACAGUGAAGCAGGCUCCCAGCCACAUGGCAUCCACGGGACAGCGCUCAUUGGUGGCUUACCCAUGCCAUAUCCAAACCUCGCCCCUGAUGUGGACUUGACUCCUGUCGUGCCGUCAGCAGUGAACAUGAACCCUGCACCGAACCCUGCAGUCUAUAAUCCUGAAGCUGUAAAUGAACCCAAGAAGAAGAAAUAUGCAAAAGAGGCUUGGCCGGGCAAGAAGCCCACACCUUCCUUACUGAUUUGAUAUUUUUGGUCAUGGAGAAGGGUGGGGUUGGGUGGGAAGGGGGUGGAAGGGGAGACGAGGGAGCUAAUGAACUAGGGAAAACAAACUUUCCAUGUGUGCAGUAUUGUCUUUCAGAAUGUCUCCUGGGGUCCUAACCAUGUAAUAUUAAAACUGGGGGUAGGGUUGAAAUAUCCCAUAAAGACCUGUCUUCAGAACACUUUUCAUGUAGAAAAUGGUUCAUAUAUAUACUUUGAAUAGACUGCCCUGGCUCUUUCCCAGACCUUCCAUUACCUCCUUUUUCCUUUCUCCUUCUUUCUAGGAUCAUUUUUAUUUAAAGUCACAUAUCCCUGGGGAGAGGCUCCAGGUCCUCAGGUUGAGUCCAGAGCUGUGGGGGUUACAGUAGCAUCACCAGGCUUGUGGAUCCAGCAGCCUCAUUUAUAUUUACUGUUCUUGCAAAUCUGAGGUAGCAAAAGGUUGCCAUGGAUCUCAGGUUGAUCAGAAAGAGGAUUUAGAAUUCUUCAGUUAAUUCAGAAAUGCUUUCCUGAAGUCAGUGGUUUUGAGGUCCAGUAGUUCGGCCUUUCUCUUCUUUCCUUUCUAUCGGAUAAGAACAUUUUGAUUUCUCUUUGUCUGUAACCAGUGCCAUAGACACAGGUUGAUAGUUUUAAACUUGUAGUAUUGUUUGAACUUUACCUGUUUUUCUUGUUAAACCUGAGCACUCCAUUUGCCAAAGUUUCCCGUUUGAUUUCAGAGUACUGUCCUCUACUCUCUAAGGCAUUACUUUCCUUUCCAAGUGUGUUAUGAAGGCAAUUUUUUAAAGGAUAUGAUCAGUUAGGGCAAUGCAAAUUAAAAAGGAAAAGAUUUCACUUUGCAAGUAACUGAUGUCUCUAGGAGGAUGUUUUUAGGUUGUGGUUUGGAGGCUCUUUUCCCCCCUUGAUGGAGAGCUCUCUUUAUUCAGAGCUCCAGGACUAGACCUGGGUAACAAACGUAGGAGACAAAGGUAGGAAACGUUGGUAGGAGCUUUGUACAGAGAUUUGUACAUUUGUGUAAUAGGCCUUUCCACGCUGUGUGUGUAGCUUUUUACCUGUAACCUUUAUUACGUUGUAAAUUAAAUGUAACUUUUGU
Molecule: messenger RNA, 2226 nt
Organism: Loxodonta africana (African savanna elephant)
Lineage: Eukaryota; Metazoa; Chordata; Mammalia; Proboscidea; Elephantidae
Gene: PPP1R8
Product: protein phosphatase 1 regulatory subunit 8
Exons: 7
Coding region: 70-1125 (351 amino acids)
Cellular component (GO): nuclear speck
Molecular function (GO): mRNA binding; protein binding; protein serine/threonine phosphatase inhibitor activity
Source: RefSeq, a predicted model, not a curated record